Messenger RNA from Macroventuria anomochaeta, 1971 nucleotides. Its product is annotated as C2 domain-containing protein. Gene Ontology annotation, molecular function: lipid binding. Bases 174 to 1613 code for a protein of 479 amino acids. Lineage: Eukaryota; Fungi; Ascomycota; Dothideomycetes; Pleosporales; Didymellaceae. The transcript is spliced from 4 exons. The record is from RefSeq and is a predicted model, not a curated record.
CUUACGAUCGAUCUACUGCAGAUCCAGGUCUCCCAGGCAUAAUUCUACCCCAACUCGCAUCCACACAGUCGUAUAAGAUCCUCAUCUUCCAACAUACUCUGCUCUGCUUAACUCUGUUCUUUUCGCGAACAAUCCAUACACUUACCUCCCCGUGUCCCACAACAGACACAAACAUGAACAACAUGUCAGGUCUUGCAGAUACCCUGACCGCUUCAGGAGGCGCCGAGUCUGCAGGCUUCCUCAAUGACAUUGUCGAACAACUAUGGCCCAACAUCAAUGUUGCCGGCUGCAACAUGGUGAGAGAGAUUGUCGAACCUAUUCUGGCCUCCACACUUCCAGGUCCAUUGGCAAAUCUGCGAUUCACCAAGCUUGAUCUAGGCCCUGUACCUUUACGCUUGUCUGCAGUGGACGUACACAAGACCUCCAUGGGAGGGAUCAAGUUGGACAUGAAUGUGAGCUGGGAGAGUAUGAGCGAUAUUGAGCUGGACGGCAGGAUGGUCCCCAAGAUCGGUAUCGAGCGAGUCCACCUCAAGGGCAGACUUUCUAUUCUGCUCGCUCCUUUGACAAAUGUCAUCCCACUGAUCGGUGCUGCGCAAGUCGCCUUCAUCAACCCUCCAGAGCUAUCGCUCGACUUCACAGAUGCCGCCAACAUCGCAGACUUAGGCAUUAUCUCAAGUACCAUCCGCAAGACUAUCCUCGGCAUCAUCGGUGGCAUGGCCGUUCUGCCAAACCGCUUCCUCGUCAAGCUUGACAAUUCGAACGACUAUUUCAAGACUUACCAACCUCCCCUCGGUGUCGUCCGCCUCACGAUGGAGCGAGCAAUUGGAAUAUCGGGUCCCAAGAAGAGCGGCGCAAAGCGUCUUCUCGCCAAAAUUGUAAAGGACGUACCUGACUGCUAUUGCAAAGUAAGUGUGGGCGCUGAGGAAGAGUGGCGCACAUCGACCAAGAAGAACAACCAUGACCCCGAGUGGAAUGAAACGCAUGACUUCCUCGUCGCAGACUUCGAGCAAAAUAUUACUCUCGAUGUGCAGGAUGACGAUGUCGGUGCUGACGACGACAUCGGCAUCGGAUCCAUCUCCAUCAAGGACAUCCUGCUCGGCGGCGGCACGAAAGAAAUCGCACUUACCCACAAGGGCGAACACACGGACGCCCGCGUAACAAUACACGCUCAAUUCUUCAACUUCGUCAACGAACCCCAAGCACUCUCCGCGACACAGAGCCAAGGUGAAGGCCAACUCUGCGGUCUCGCCACCGUCCUCGUCGCCAGCGCUCUUGGUCUUCAGGGUCAGCGCGACGAGCUCCAACCCAGCGUAAAGGUAUCCUGGGGCAGGAAGGAGUUCCGUACUGCGAUCAAGACGUACACGCCUGGCACAGAUAUCUUCAAUCCUAGCUUCGACCAAGCAUUUAGAAUCCCGAUUACAAGGGAUAUGGUGAACAGCCCGGCGCCGUUCAGGAUCAGCUUGUUAAACAAGGAGGCGGAGACUGGUGCGAUUGAGAUUCCGUUCACGGAUGUGCAGAAUGGACAGGAUCUGACUGUGUCGAAUGCGUAUGAUGUUGGUAGUGGAGCGACGUUGAGAGUUGCGAUUAGUUUGAGGGGACUGCAGUUGGCUUAGUAAGUCAGCAUGAGAUCAUUCAUGGAUCGUCAGGCUUCCAGGGUCGACGUGCCCUUUCUUUAAGUGGUUAGUGUGGCGCCUCCAGCGUGCAGAACUCCCGAGGUCUAUGGCUGAACGAGAGUUUUAUCCAGCAUCCCAUCUCGCUCAUCAUCCCGUUGAGACUGGGAACCUGCAGGCGCUCUUUACAAGACUGUUAUUGCGGUAUCAAUUAGUCCAUACAAGGUCUGGCUAUACCCGUAGCAGACUACCCUAGUCUAGUGUUUUACAAAUCAUGUACAUAGUCGUCUUCCCCUAGCUAGAUAGCACCUCAGCGCAGUAUUCCAUCAACUCAAGAGUCCUACAUUGUCGUUCACCGUAG